Molecule: messenger RNA, 2813 nt
Organism: Cottoperca gobio
Lineage: Eukaryota; Metazoa; Chordata; Actinopteri; Perciformes; Bovichtidae
Gene: phf10
Product: PHD finger protein 10
Exons: 12
Coding region: 116-1591 (491 amino acids)
Cellular component (GO): npBAF complex
Source: RefSeq, a predicted model, not a curated record
AGAAGGCGGCGGUUAUGUACCCUAACGUCUGCUAACCGUCACAAAUCAUACAAGAAGAAGAAAACGAAGAAGUGGCUAGUGAGCUAGCCUAGCUGCAGGCUUUAUUUAGGGAAAUAUGGCUGCUGUGCUCCCCGUCAGACCCUGCGAAAGCAACCCUGCUACUCCUGGAGCACAAUCCAUAAAGGAAGAUGUAAUAGAAGAGGAGUCCAAUGAUGGCAGCCAGCCUCCGAAGAGAAGGAGAGUCUGUUCAGGGGACAGCUCUCGAAGCUUCGACACCUCCAGUCAAGACCUUGGCCCGACAUAUUUCCCAGCAGAGAACCUGACAGAGUACAAGUGGCCUUCAGAUGACACAGGAGAGUAUUACAUGCUGCAGGAGCAGGUCAGCGAGUAUCUGGGAGUCACAUCCUUCAAAAGAAAGUACCCUGAUAUGGAGAGAAGAGACUUGUGCCACAAAGAGAAGCUUUACCUGCGUGAACAGAACGUCAUUACUGAAACACAGUGUACUCUGGGUCUGACAGCUCUGCGUAGUGACGAGGUGAUAGAUAUGAUGAUAAAAGAGUAUCCCAUCAAACACUCAGAGUAUUCAGUCAUACUGCAGGAGAGAGAACGGCAGAGAAUAGCUAAAGAGUACGCUCAAAUGCAGACGCAGAACCCUCAGAAAGUGGAGGCCAGCAAGGUUCCCGAGUACAUUAAGAAGGCAGCUAAAAAAGCUGCAGAGUUCAACAGUAACUUCAACAGGGAGCGUAUGGAAGAGAGGAGAGCUUACUUUGACCUCCAGACACAUAUUAUUCAGGUGCCCCAGGGCAGGUUCAAGGUGCUGGCUCCAGAUCUGACAAGGACAGGGCCUUACCCUGUGGCUCUCAUACCAGGACAGUUCCAAGAAUACUACAAAAGGUACUCUCCCAAUGAGCUGCGAUACUUGCCAUUGAACACAUCUCUGUUUGAGCCUCCGCUGGAUCCAGAGCUCCCUGCGCUGGACUCAGAACCAGACUCAGAUGAUGCGGAGGAUGGCAAGGGUGACAAAAAGAACAAGAACUCAUCUGACAGUUCCUCAGGCAACACAUCAGAUGUGGAGAGCCAGGAGGGAGGAGGUAGACCGGGCCACAAGUCCAAGGCCAAAGACAGGACAUCCACGCCGGGCAAAGACGGCAGCCAGCGCCAUUCUGCCUCCCACAAAGCCACCCCAGGGUACAAGCCUAAGGUCAUUCCCAAUGCUAUAUGUGGCAUUUGCCAGAAGGGUAAAGAGGCCAACAAGAGGGGCAAACCAGAGGCUCUCAUUCACUGCUCCCAAUGUGAUAACAGCGGCCACCCCUCCUGCUUGGACAUGAGCAAGGACCUGGUGGGGGUGAUCCAGACGUACCGCUGGCAGUGUAUGGAGUGUAAGACGUGCACCGUGUGUCAGCAGCCCCACCAUGAGGACGAGAUGAUGUUCUGUGACAAAUGUGACCGAGGAUACCACACGUUCUGCGUAGGCAUGGACUCCAUACCUACCGGUCUUUGGGUAUGUGAGGUUUGCGACAAAGAUUUCACCACACCCAAGAAGAAGGGAGGAGCCAAAACACCUAAGAAGUCCAAGUCAGCUCAAAAAUGAUCGACAGCGACAUUAACCACAAUACCUUGACCAAAUUAAUAAUUUCAAAAUUCUAAAAUUUGGACAAUACCAUGACCAAAAUUUACACAAAUGCACAUUAUGUCAUUUGUUUCAUCAUUUGCAGAAUCUAUAAAUAAAAAAACAUCAGAUCACUGUGAUCUUAUAAUAAACAAAAGUGUAGCCCUCCUACCAAAUACAAAUGAUCCACACGAGCGAACACAAGAUCUUAACCUGCUGUUAGUCUUUAUUGAUUGACAGGUCUGUAAAUAUAAAGGCUGACACUAGAAAACAAACCUAUUAUUUGAUUUAUACUCCGUUUAGAAACACAGAAGUCUUACUUUCCAUCUCCAAAUUAAACUUUAAACAAUGUGUGUGAUUAUUCCCUUAAAUGUACAUGCUCAAUAAAUACCCAGAUUAGACAUUAACUUUAGCAACUCUGUUCAGUAAUGGUAUAGAUUGAGUGAACUCCAGACGUCAUACAUAUUUAAUAAUCAAAUCCAUCCAAAUGUACCACUCUGCUAACCACUAACAGUCAGUGCAUUCCUACUUCAUUAAACUGAUUAAUCUUGUGGUUUCUGUCUCCCAACAUUUCUGCAUUGGGAAAUUUGUUUCAGGUGAACAAAUGGUGCUUUUCAUGCGGUACUACUGAACCAAUCAAAAGCUCAGUGAUGUAAUUCUUUUUACUUUCAAACAACAUUUUUGUAUGGUUUUGUAUUUUUGUAUUUUUUUUUGUUUAAUUAACAUUUAUUUAACGAGGCAGGCCAGUAAAGAGCAAUCUUAUUUAAACAAAGUAUUGUCUGUAAUGACAUGGUGCUAGUGAAUCUGUGUAAGGAAAUGUAAUAGACACUGUCUGUGGUAGACUUCAUGGCUGCAGUAAGUAUUUAUGUGAGUCUUGAUUACUAAAACCAAGUGCUCACUUUACAUGUAUUGAUUUAGUUUUCAACCAUCCACUCAAUAAUAAUUAUUAUAUUACAAAAAUGUAACCACUCACUGUAAUUACAUUGAAGUUAUACAUCCAUCAACUAUGAUUAGUCAACUGAUAUUUUUGCAGUCGGCUUGAAAGAUCUUUCUUAUUUUUUGAAAUUAUUUUCUCUAUUUUGUAUUGUCCCUCAGUAGGCAGGUUGUUUAAGAAACAUUUGUUGCUAAUAAUGUCAUAGUCACUGAAUUCUGAAGUGUUUUAAAAAAAUAAAAACUACUUAAAAAGACUUGUGUUCAUCCCUUA